Ixodes scapularis (black-legged tick) is the source of this 732-nucleotide messenger RNA. RefSeq lists its product as uncharacterized. The coding region runs from base 1 to 732 and encodes 243 amino acids. The transcript is spliced from 2 exons. Lineage: Eukaryota; Metazoa; Arthropoda; Arachnida; Ixodida; Ixodidae. The record is from RefSeq and is a predicted model, not a curated record.
AUGUUAGGCAUUGUGGCCGCGCUGCUGCUGACCUGCCCACUGACAAGAUUGCCGAGAUGGCUUGCUUCUAUAGCUUCGGAUGGUGACGUAGAUGUCCCACGUAGUCUACCAGCGUGCCAGGGCAUCCGGCAGUCGAACGCGGGACUGUCCACCGUGAAGUUGCAGAAAGGGGAAUCCCAGUACUCGCUGAGCCGACAAUUUCGCGUCGGCCACAGCACUGUGAACGGAAUCAUCCACAGCACGUGUGCCGCCAUUUACGAUGUACUGAAGGGUGACAUGCUGGUUGCACCAAACUGUGAGCAGGCCUGGUUGGACUUGGCUCAGCACUUCAACAAUCGGUGGCAGUUUCCAAACUGCGUGGGCGGCAUUGAUGGAAAACACGUCGUCAUUGUAAGACCUGCGAAGUCAGGAACACUGUACUACAACUACAAAAAAACGUACAGUGUUAUCCUUUUUGCACUUGUCGACGCCGACUGCAAGUUUGCGUAUAUUGAUGUCGGGACGCCCGGCUCCAAGGGAGAUGGUGCGAUCUGGCAGACCACCCCCCUGCAGAAAGCAAUCACGGAAAAGAGAUCGGGGCUACCUGACAUGAUUAGCAUGAACGCCUCAUCUACCCUCCAGCUUCCCCCUGUGAUCGUGGGUGAUGACGCAUUCCCACUAUCCCCGAACCUCAUGAAGCCAUUUGGUGGGAGCGACCUUUCAGGGGCACAAAAAAUUUUCAAUUAUCGGUGA